UAGUUUCACUUGAAUUCAGAGCCACACUCGGUAACGGCUCGUGAAGCAGACUUGAAGCCCCAAACAGCAGCGCUGGACUCUGUGCGCUAACACACCCGGGAGCCCGCCAUGCUGUUACUAGUCAAGGUCAUCCUCACCCUGUGGGUCUCCUGGGCUCGAGGACAAGAAAUGACAUGUGACCCUCCAAGAAUUGCAAACAGUCACUUUGUUGCUGACAGAAGCAUAUACAGACUGGGAGACACAAUCAGAUACUCCUGCAAAGGUGGCUUCUUCCCUUCCAUCCGGAGAAAUACUGCAAAAUGUACUGACAUAGGCUGGGAUCCUCCUCCAAGAUGUAGCUUUAAGCCCUGUGACUUUCCAGAAAUAAAACAUGGACUCCUUCUUAGGGAAGACAUGUAUAAACUAUCCUUCCCAGCCUCGGUAGGACAAAGGGUUCACUAUUCCUGUGAUGACAACUAUGUGACUCUUUCACGAAGCAAGUGGGAUCGCUUGACUUGCACACGAGGUGGCUGGUUCCCGGAAGUGCCCUGCCGCAGAAAAUGCAUUUUCAAUGAUUUGGAAAAUGGACAUCGUCCACGAUAUGAGCAAAGCUAUUUGCAGGGCACAUCUGUACGUGUUAAUUGUUAUCCUGGCUACACGCUUCAAAACAAGCAGACCACAAUGACCUGUACGGAGAAUGGCUGGCUUCCUCCUCCCAGAUGCAUCCAUGUCGAAAGAGAAUGCAUCGUUCCCGAUAUAGAGCAGAACUUAAUUGUUCAGCCCCGGAAAGAGAAAUAUGUCAUUGGAGACGUGUUGAAAUUCUCCUGCAGAAAUAGACUCCUCACUCUCAUCGGACCAGACUCUCUUCAGUGCUACCACUUUGGAUGGUCCCGUAGCCCUCCAACAUGUAAAGAGAAAGUACAGUCCUGUGAUCAACCUCCUCGACUCCCCAACGGGACAGUGGCCGACACACCGAAAGGGGAAUAUGAACACGGUGAGGUGGUGGAGUAUGUGUGCAACCCCAGGUUCCUGCUGAAGGGUGCGAGGAAAAUUCAGUGCGUUGAUGGAGAGUGGACACCCUUGCCCGUGUGUAUUGAGGAGGACAGUACAUGUGGAGACGUACCUGAGCUGGAGCACGGCGAGGUCGUGUCCCCAGCACGGCCCCCCUAUCACCAUGGAGAGUCAGUAGCGUUCACUUGUGGAGAAGGCUUUACAAUGAUUGGUCACAGCUCAGUUACAUGUAUUAGGGGAACGUGGACCCAACCACCUCAGUGCAUUGCGACAGUUGAACUGAAGACGUGUAAAUUACCAAAGACAAUUGCCUAUGAGACAAAGUUGUCAGGUAGGGUUGAAUAUGAGCAUAAUAAGGAAAUCAGUUACACUUGUGGGAGGAAGGCAAAGCAGAAACGCUCAGUCUGCGUGAACGGAAGAUGGGAGCCCGAGGUGACCUGCACAGAAGCACCACGAUGUCCACCUCCACCUCAGAUUCCCAAUUCGCAACAUAUGGCCCUUUCAGUGAAUUUUCAAGAAGGAGAAAAAAUAUCUAUUCUCUGUCAAGAAAACUUUCUAAUGCACGAAGGAGAGGAAAUCGUGUGCCAGGAUGGACGAUGGCAGUCAAUACCGCGCUGUGUCGAAAACACGCUGUGUUCUCAACCACCUCAUGUAGAACAUGGAAGCAUUAAUUCAUCCAGAUCUUCAGAAGACGAAAGAGAAUCAUUGGGACCCAAGCUAUAUGCACACGGCACCACAUUAAGUUAUAUUUGUAAGGAUGGUUUCAAAUUAUCCAAAGAAGAUGGGAUAACAUGCCACCGGGGAAAAUGGAGUGCUCCACCACAGUGUGUAGAAAAAAUUUGUCCUAGCCCACCCAGCUAUGGCAAUGCCAUCCUCACAGGCCGGAAGAAGAACUCAUAUAAGUCAGGAGAACAAGUGGCUUAUGGAUGUCCAGACUAUUACCAAAUGUAUGGACCCAAUGUUGUAGAGUGUAGGGACGGCAUUUGGGUAGGAACACCCACAUGCAAAGAUGUCUCCUGUGGCAGCCCUCCCACAGUGCAAAAUGCCUUCAUACCAAACCAGAAGUCCAGGUAUCGACAUGGGGACACAGCACGUUAUGAAUGCAGGCAGCCUUUGGGCCUCUUCGGGAAAGCAGUGGUGACAUGCUUAAGUGGGAAUUGGACAGACCCACCAGAGUGCAAGGAGCCCACAGGACAAUGUGGGCGCCCUCCUGCUAUUGACAAUGGAGACGUUACCACAUAUAUAUCACCAUUCUACGCUUCGGGGUCUUCAGUGGAGUAUCAAUGCCAGGCCUUCUAUGAACUUGAGGGAAACAGGAGAAUAACGUGCCGUGAUGGACAGUGGUCUGAGCCACCCAAAUGCUUAAAUGCAUGUGUAAUAUCAGAAGAAGAAAUGGAAAAACAUAACAUAGAGUUGAGAUAUUCAUAUGCGAAAAAAAUUUAUUCCAGAACAAAUGAUUUUGUUGAAUUUAGGUGUCGUGGUUACUAUCGUAAAGUGUCACCAGACUCUGCAUUCCGAGUACAAUGUCGAGAAGGAAAAAUGGAGUAUCCCACUUGUGCAUAACAUGAGAGCUGUGUGGCCGUUUUCUCAUUAAAAUAUGCGCCUUCAUUCACAAUUUUUAAUAUUAAUCUAAUUCUUCUCAAUUUAUUUUUCUAGUAGGCUGUAACUCACUUUUAUUCAUUAAUCACAAUUCCUGUUAAAUGCCAUGUGGGAGAUGCCAUUGUAAUCUGAGACCAAUGGACCACUUCUCAUAAGCAUCUCAUUAAAAUGUGACAAACCAA
Molecule: messenger RNA, 2771 nt
Organism: Myotis daubentonii (Daubenton's bat)
Lineage: Eukaryota; Metazoa; Chordata; Mammalia; Chiroptera; Vespertilionidae
Product: complement factor H-like
Exons: 14
Coding region: 109-2553 (814 amino acids)
Biological process (GO): complement activation
Molecular function (GO): complement component C3b binding
Source: RefSeq, a predicted model, not a curated record